Molecule: messenger RNA, 825 nt
Organism: Fusarium pseudograminearum CS3096
Lineage: Eukaryota; Fungi; Ascomycota; Sordariomycetes; Hypocreales; Nectriaceae
Exons: 4
Coding region: 1-825 (274 amino acids)
Biological process (GO): fungal-type cell wall biogenesis; (1->6)-beta-D-glucan biosynthetic process
Cellular component (GO): endoplasmic reticulum membrane
Source: RefSeq, a predicted model, not a curated record
AUGCGUCUCCAAAUUCUAGCCAGCGCUCUUGCGCUCAGUGUUUCAGCUGCUGCUUUCUCCGAUUCAUGGCCUCUUGUCAUGUUCUCUACCUCCAAGUUCUCCGAUGCGACCAGCAACAACCAAAUCCAGACGCGAUCUCAGGCUCUUGAGCAAGUCAAGGACCUUUUGACUUCAUGUCCGACCGAUAACUACGUCCUGAUUGCUCAGGAGGGCGCCAACGCUGCCGACAUUCGACGAACGAACGCCAACUCCAACCUUCACCAGGCCAUUGCGCGCAAGGAAAUCCAGGGCAAGUUCAUUGUCUCUGAGGUUGUUGGUGAAUCCAUCGAUGCGGAUGCUAUUCAAGAUUAUAUUCAAACGGCGUGUUAUGAGCAGGCGAAGAAGGUCGAGCCUCAUUUCACCCUUAUUAAGGCGGGAGACGACAAAGAAGCUACCGAGAAGUGGAUUUCAAACGAGCAGUGGAUGAAGGAUUCAUACACUGUCAUGUUCGUCGGUACACCCUCGACCAAGGCCAAGGCUGCCUCUGCAUCGAAGAAGGUCUCUGGCUCCGAGAAGACAAUCUACGAGUCCGAAUUUAUCGAGCCUCUGCACAUGGACCUGAAGCGCGACGUUUCAGAAGGCUCAAAGGCUGGCAACACUACCCGUGACACCCGUGGCUUGUUUGAGAAGUACCAGUUCUUCACUCCUGGUAUCUUUAUGGCCAUUAUCACUGCUAUUGUUUUGUUCUCCAUCCUUGGUGUCGGUCUUCGGGCUCUGGCUAGUCUCGAGGUCUCCUACGGCUCCUUUGAGAAGGACAUGGGACCUGCUGCCCAGAAGAAGCAGUAA